Helobdella robusta is the source of this 2160-nucleotide messenger RNA. RefSeq lists its product as hypothetical. The transcript has 10 exons. The coding region runs from base 215 to 1117 and encodes 300 amino acids. Gene Ontology annotation, molecular function: protein binding. Lineage: Eukaryota; Metazoa; Annelida; Clitellata; Rhynchobdellida; Glossiphoniidae. The record is from RefSeq and is a predicted model, not a curated record. Gene Ontology annotation, cellular component: Cdc73/Paf1 complex.
AACUUUUAUUAAAGUUUUGUUUGACAUCACAAUUUUUCUAUCUUAAAUAGCAAAAAUUCUAGUUAUGUGCUCAAUACUAAACUUUUAGUAACAAUGUAAGUAUUAAAAGUAAAGUUAAUUUAAUUUUUUUUUGAAAGUUAGCACGAUUGCAACUCAAAAAAUCAAAAUCGCAACAGUUUUCUCAUCAAAAUUUGCCGUUUAGCCGUCUUUUGAGAUGUAUUCUCUGUGCUACAAACAAGAAAACGCUCAUGAUGACAGCAUUUGGAGUUGUACUUGGACUGCAAAAAAUGAUCAGCAAUACAUUGUCACUGGAUCAAUUAGUGAUCAUGUCAAAAUAUGGCAGUGGAAAGAUAAUCAGUUAGAGGUAAAACACAGUCUGGAAGGCCACCAAUUAGGAGUUGUAUCAGUUGAUGCCGACAGUUCAGGUGAGUUGGCCGCCUCAAGUAGCCUCAACAGUAAUAUUAGGAUUUGGGAGAUUGAAUCAGGAAAAUCUCUACAGUCUAUUGAUGCUGGACCAGUUGAUGCGUGGACGAUUAAAUUCUCUCCUGAUGGAAAGCACAUAGCCACUGGCACACACACAGGAAAGAUAAAUUUGUAUGCAGUUGAAUCUGGCCAAAAGGAGUCCCAGCUUGAUACAAAAGGAAAAUUUAUGCUUAGUGUUGCUUAUAGUCCAAAUGGUCAGUAUAUAGCGUGUGGAGCAAUUGAUGGAUUCAUAUAUGUCCUUGAUGUUCAAACUUCAAGAUUGUUACAUGCCUUGGAAGGCCACGCUAUGCCUGUUCGAGAUCUGACAUUUUCUAAGGACUCCACACAUCUAAUCACGGCCUCCGAUGAUAACUACAUCAAAGUUUAUGACGUACACCAAGCCACAGCCAUUUGUUCGUUGUCAGGACAUGGUUCUUGGGUAUUAGGAGUUGAUUUUUCCCCGGAUAAUAAUCAUUUUGCAUCUAGCUCAUCAGAUAGGACAGUUAAAAUAUGGGACUUGAAGAAUAGAGUUUGUGAGCAUACAUUUACAGACCACACUGACCAGGUGUGGAGUGUUCAUUACAACCAGAAAGGUGACCAGCUUGUUUCAGUUUCAGAAGAUAAAUCAAUUCUCAUAUACGACUGCCCCAUCUAACUUCGAGAGAGGCAAACCUACGCACUCACACACACACACAGACACAUACGCACGCACACACAAAAUAUAUCUGUACUGUUAUACACAUCUACAUUUUAUGACUAUAACCUACAAGUUAUGACUAUAAAAGGUAAUAUUGAUAUACAACAGAAAUAUGAUUAGAAUGAUGUUUAUUAGAAAAUCUAACACAAUGAACAUAUCUUGAAUUUUGAAAUUAUUUGGAGAUAGUGUAGAAAAAUUAAUACGUGAGAAUUGAAAAAGAACUAUAGUGCUUCAGCUAUUUUAAUUCAGGCUGAAAGUAUUACAGUGUUAAUGGUCAUAGUAAUUUUAUUUUAAAAGAUAUAAUUAUUUCAAAUUAUAUUAGUUGUGAGUAUAAUAUGUUUAAUAUUGCGCUGCUAAUAAAUAUAAUAUCAUAUGAUUAAUAAUUUUUACCUGAAUUCACUUUUAAAAACGUUCGCCAUUAAUAAACGAUGCCAGUUUCCUAUACAUUUCGCAUUAAAUUCCUUGCCUAAUUACUAUUUUACUUCCUAAUAAGAUAAAUAGUGACUAAAUAUAUAUAUACAUAUGUAUAUAUAUAUAUAUAAUUAUGUAUUUAUAUAAGAUUUAUAUAUUCCUUAAAUGCAUACAAUACUAUACUUCAUACUAGAUGAAUUGAGAUUGGCGAAGUAUAACACACAACCAGUAUGGUAGAUACAUUCAUUUUAGCAUAAUAUUUUACUUGCAUAAAUCGCAUAUAAUUCACAUAAGCGUGCUUGUAUAUGAUGUUGAAUAGAUAUAAUUACUAUAGAACUGUAUGUAUAUUAUAACAUCAUAUAAAAAAAAAUCAAUUUUUACAUAUUAGUCUGUACAUUAUAAUGUAUGUAAAUGCGGAUGUAUGUUAAUUAUAUUGAUAGUUUUAAAGAAAUAUGUAUGCACAUUGUAUGUAUGGUGUAUGUUGGCUGUAUGCGAUGUGUGUGUAAUUCUGUAUGUGAACUAUGUAUGCACUGAUGAUGUUUUUGUAUGUGUGUUUGUUAGUAGAUAAAUAAAUAUGAAAUGGUAUUUAA